AAACGAAUUUUCCAUCAGGAUAAGGGUUCCCCAUCCUCAUUUAUUCGCUUGAUUAUUAAAAUAAUUAAAUUUUUAGUGAAAUAAUAUAGAAAUUCAAAGGAACCUUUUUUUUUUUUUAAUUUUCUCUCUAUGUUGUCAAUAAUUGCGGAAAUAUCGUCUCCCACGUGCACUUCACCGGAUAUUAAUAAUACCCACUGCUUUUACACUCUCCUGCAUUCUCCGCUCUUUUUAAUUCCCAAAACGAUGUCGCUCGUUUUUGAAAGGAAUGAUGAUACUAAUUCAAUCAGGCGCUCAGGGUUUAUCCAAGGAAUGCAGUGUAUCCCCGUGUAUGAUUCGCCGGAGGAGAAAAGCGAGGACCAGAGGAGGUUGUUGUUGGCGGAGGAGAUAGAAGAUGAUGAUUUGGGGUCUUGUAGUUCAUCGUCAAUCGGAAGGAACAGUGAUGUUUCCGGUGAAUCAUCAUCGGGCGGUGAAGAUUCAACUGAGGCUGAAGUGCAAAGCCAGCUUAAAGGACCUUUGGAUACCAUGGAUGCUCUAGAGGAGGUUUUGCCUAUGAGAAGAGGCAUAUCCAAGUUUUAUAAUGGCAAAUCGAAGUCCUUCACAAGUCUUGCUGAUGCUGCAGCUGUUUCCUCUGUUAAAGAUUUUGCAAAGCCAGACAAUCCCUAUAACAGGAAACGCAAGAAUUUAUUAGCUCAUAGUUCUUUGUUGGACAAGAAUCGUACUAAUCCUUUGAGAAACAGCGGAAGUGGGAUAUCAAAGAGACUAGCUAACUCCAAUCGAAGCACAAUGGCUCUUGGAACUACUACAAGCAACUCUGACUUCAACUCAACCUCCUCAUCGCUAUCUAGCUGUCUUCCACCUCUGCAUCCUCAGUGUAAAAAAUCAACUACCAUCAGAUCAUCAUCGCCGACUAUGCGAACGAACCCUCCUUGCCGGUCUUUCUCCUUGUCUGAUCUACAGUUUGUUGCUGCUGCAACUCCUGACAUAGCUGGUUUGGCUGUUCAUAGUGGCAACAAGGACAACAAACUGCGUUGAAUUUAACUGAAAUUUCACUUUCAAAAUUAUGAAACUGGACGUUGCCAAAAUGCUUAUGGUAUUGGUCUUGGAGACUGUCUCUUACAGCUUCCUGAUUUGAUCUAAUGGUUGUACUUGUAGUGCUAGGUAUACGAUGGCCAUGCAUUUUGAGAAGUAAUUCCUGCUGUACUAUUCUCAUCUCUUAUUUGCAUUCAGUUGUUAAUGAUGAGAAUGCUUUAUUGUAUAAUACCAGAAGUAAGAUAGAUUCUCUUCCUAAGCAGCAAAUGUUGGCCUUUUUCUUAUUUCAGCAAUAUGGGAGUUAUUUUACAUGUUACUAUAGUACAGUUUUUCCUUUCCUCUUCCUCUCUACCCACUUCACCAUUCCUUGUGUUACUUUUCUUGCUGUAUGCAGAUGAUCUGUGCUUUAGAGUGGCUUGGUAACGGAUUUCCUAGGUCCUUGGUUCAGCUCGUCGUUAUGGUUCUUGGUUUUUGCCAAUUCCUGUGGCAAAUAGUGGAAUUUGCUAAAUUGGUCAUCAAUCAUCAGCAGAUGGAAAUAGCAAGUGGCUGACAAUUUGAAAUGAGAAAUAAAGCUUAGAAAUGUUUUCAACUUCCCCUUUAUUACUUUGUAAGUGCGGUCUACCUCUGUAUUAAGAGGGAAAGUUGUAGAGAAGUUCAAUCUAGUUUCCCGGGUAAGGUAACCUUCUUGUAAGUUUCAAGACCAUUGAAUCUGCCUUGAUGAGGUAUGAUGAUUACACCAAAAUUAUAGCUAUAGGAAGUCAGAUUAUGGUUGCACCGGCAUGUUCAGAUGUUCGUGUGCAUAUUAAACCUGUUCAAGUUGUUACAAGUAAAAGUUAUGGAUGUCACAAUAAUGCAAACGGUUAGGCAUGAUGGGCCUCGGUCCAAAGCCUAAAUCCAAAUGGAAAACGAGUCGCCUUUCCACUCUCCUACCAUUGCCGAAACCGGACCAAAACAUUGGACGACAAUACAUCCUCUCCAUUUACACAUCCGUAUAUACACUGGAAAUACGAUUCUAUUGUUUCUAAUCCUUCUUAAAGGUAAGCAUACUCCCAUGGCUUCAGUGAUUUCAACUCAAGAAUUACAGUAAUGAAGUACUAGUGAGAGUUUAGUCUUAAAUUUUUAUUAACAUUGGCUUUUAUUGCGUGUUUGGUAUUUCUUGGGGAUUGAAUUCUCAGUUUUGGUCGGUUGAAAAAUGGAGCCGGCCCCUAAUGGUGAAGAACCCACUUCGCGGGAUGAGUUAUACAACGUAGAUUUGAUUCCAUCUGACUUGUUCCUCAAGUUUAGAAAAGAAAUCAAGGGGUUUCGAGUUGGUGUCAAUUUUGAGGUUAUUUUUUUAUGCUUUUCCUUCAUAGUCUUAGAUUGUUGCAUCCAUAUGCUCUAUGAUGUUACAAUUUUGGCAGAUAUUAUAUGAUUCCCGUUAUCCUUUUUGUAUGUAAAUGGGCAUCGCUUUUUGUUUGGUCCAGUGAAUUUAUGUAUGGAGUUUAGUUAGUAAGUAGUAAUGUAAGCUUCAGGCAUGAAUCCAUGAAAGGAAU
Durio zibethinus is the source of this 2561-nucleotide messenger RNA. RefSeq lists its product as uncharacterized. The record is from RefSeq and is a predicted model, not a curated record. NCBI's taxonomy places the organism in Eukaryota, Viridiplantae, Streptophyta, Magnoliopsida, Malvales, Malvaceae.